AUGCAACAUAGAAAAUGUGUGGGGACUUUUCUUAUCACCCAAACAAUUCCCAGAAAACUGGCGGAGAAGAACUUGGUAAAAUAUAUUAGAAGUAUAGUUGCGCAACGUGGUAACAUAGGGCAGUACAAUUACGCGGCUAACAAGGCUGCCAUUGAAGUCUUCAUCUUGCUGUUUUUGGCAUCUGAAAAUAGUUCUUAUGUUACUGGUGCGUCAAUUGUAGUUAGUGGUGGUUAA
Metopolophium dirhodum (rose-grain aphid) is the source of this 234-nucleotide messenger RNA. RefSeq lists its product as uncharacterized. The record is from RefSeq and is a predicted model, not a curated record. Bases 1 to 234 code for a protein of 77 amino acids. Lineage: Eukaryota; Metazoa; Arthropoda; Insecta; Hemiptera; Aphididae. The transcript is spliced from 3 exons.